Molecule: messenger RNA, 1958 nt
Organism: Sesamum indicum (sesame)
Lineage: Eukaryota; Viridiplantae; Streptophyta; Magnoliopsida; Lamiales; Pedaliaceae
Gene: CAP1
Product: cyclase associated protein 1
Biological process (GO): cytoskeleton organization; actin filament organization
Cellular component (GO): cytoplasm
Molecular function (GO): actin binding; adenylate cyclase binding
Source: RefSeq, a predicted model, not a curated record
UGCAAACCCCACACUCCCUCCACUCUUCUGAUAAAAAAGGAAAAAAAUAAAUAUAUUCCGGUUAUUAUCUGUGAAAUGAUAUGUGCAGCCCACACCAUUAACAUUCCAGUUAAGACCUUUCACCUUUCGGCGAAAAGGGGGAAAAGGUCCUCGAAAAAUACCAAAAACUGUAUGGACAGCCAGUGAUUUACACGCUUAUAGAUCUGUUGUAUCUGAAGUUUUAGAGAGGAGAGGUACUGGAAGGAUAUGGACGAGAACUUGGUGAAGAGGUUGGAAGCCGCCGUGGUGCGGCUGGAGGCGCUUUCAGCCGGAGGAUUUCAGCGGGGAGUUGAGCUGGAGGACAGCGGAGAUGCGGCUGCUGCGGAUCCGUCGAUUGUGGCAUUCGACGAUCUGAUUUCGCAGUGCGUUAGCCGAGUUACAAGCGCCGGGGAGAAGAUUGGGGGACAGGUUUUGGAUGUGUCUAGGUUUAUUGCAGAAGCAUUUAAUGUGCAGAGGGAGCUUCUUGUUAAGACCAAGCAAAGUCAGAAACCUGAUAUGGCUGGAUUGGUGGAAUUUCUUAAGCCGUUGAAUGAGGUGAUCACUAAAGCUUCUGCAUUGACAGAGGGAAAGCGAUCUGAUUAUUUCCACCACUUAAAGACUGGUGCUGAUAGUCUGGCUGCUUUGGCAUGGAUUGCAUAUACUGGAAAAGAUUGUGGUAUGAGCAUGCCUAUCGCACACGUCGAAGAAAGUUGGCAAAUGGCUGAGUUUUACUGUAACAAGAUUCUUGUUGAAUAUAGAAACAAAGACGCAAAUCAUGUUGAGUGGGCAAAGGCUUUAAAAGAGCUUUAUUUACCUGGAUUGAGGGAUUACGUGAAGAAGCACUAUCCACUCGGCCCUGUAUGGAGUGGCACAAAAAAGAUAGCCACGCUUGCCCCAGCGAAAGCCCCCACUCCAGGUGCUCCUGCUGCUCCACCACCUCCACCUGCUUCACUUUUCAGUUCCGAAACACCUUCAUCAUCGCAACCCAAAGAAGGGAUGUCUGCUGUCUUUGCAGAAAUUAAUUCUGGAAAACCAGUAACAUCUGGUUUACGGAAGGUCACAGAUGAUAUGAAAAGCAAAAACCGAGCAGACAGAAGUGGUGUUGUUAGUCUUCCCGAAAAGGAAGGUCGUGCUGCUCCACCUGCUAUUUCGAAGACAGGACGUCCAAAAUUAGAGCUUCAAAUGGGUCGUAAAUGGGUGGUUGAAAAUCAAACUGGACAAAAUAAUUUAGUAAUUGGCGAUUGUGAUGCAAAGCAGUCUGUGUAUGUCUUUGGGUGCAAAAAUUCAGUUCUGCAGAUCCAAGGGAAAGUAAACAACAUAACAGUUGACAAGUGCACUAAAAUGGGGGUGGUGUUCAAGGAUGUUGUGGCCGCUUGUGAGAUUGUCAAUUGCAGUUCGGUGGAGGUGCAAUGUCAGGGCUCAGCUCCAACAAUUUCAGUAGACAAUACUGCGGGUUGUCAAUUGUACUUGAGCAAAGACGCAUUAGAGGCUUCUAUUACAACAGCAAAGUCAAGUGAAAUCAAUGUAUUGGUGCCUGGAGCCGAGCCAGAUGGUGAUUGGGUUGAGCAUGCUUUGCCUCAACAAUAUGUCCAUGCCUACAAGGAUGGCCACUUCGAGACUACUCCAGUGUCCCACUCCGGUGGCUAAGUGGAUAGGGUUGAAAAAUCAUCAAACAGCGUCUCUUUCCUCUUUUGUUCAUCUUUUCCUUUUAAAAGCUUGGGGAUUUUUGAAAAUCUUUUUCAUUGAUCGAUUACUAUACCAAUUCAGGAUUUACUGUUCAGUUUCACAGAGCUGUUGUAUUGUGCUUGUGUUCUGCUAGUAGUCUGUUUUUGAAGGCACUAUUAGACCUAUCUUUUACCUCCCUCAAGUGAGGUUGUCUUUGUACGAGAACUCAAAUUCCUUUUUAUCUCCUUAAUGAAGUUCUCCAGAAUUCGCUUCUA